Messenger RNA from Brassica napus (rape), 787 nucleotides. RefSeq names its product CLAVATA3/ESR (CLE)-related protein 9. The record is from RefSeq and is a predicted model, not a curated record. Bases 1 to 477 code for a protein of 158 amino acids. The transcript has a single exon. NCBI's taxonomy places the organism in Eukaryota, Viridiplantae, Streptophyta, Magnoliopsida, Brassicales, Brassicaceae.
AUGUGCAUCUUCUGUGUUGCAUUAAAACUCCCACUUUGCUUAUUUCCCUCUCUCUCUUCUAGUUUAAACUUUUCCUUCUCCACCAAAACAUAUCUCUCUCUCUUUCUCUCCUCAUAUCAAGCAAUGUCGACGAGCCACAUGAACCGUCCGUUCUUGAUCCUUCUCCUCCUCUUUGUCUUGUUACUUCUCUCCACUUCUCUAACCGCUGAAGAAAACCGGCCGACAUCAAGAAACUUCCCUUACCGAACUCACCGCCAUGUCCCGAGUGUUCACCAUCCGUAUCACGUGAGUCCACACGGUUCAUGCGACUCUUUCUCUCGUCCUUACGCUCGUUCUAUGUGCCUUGAGCUUCAAAGAAUCCACCGUAACAGCCGGAAACAGCCAUUUUCUCUCCCUCCUCCUCCGCCGGAGAUUGACCCAAGGUACGGCGUCGAUAAAAGGCUCGUCCCCUCCGGUCCAAAUCCUCUUCACAACUAAAAAUUAAACCCUAUAUGUUUGUAUACAUAAUACACGUACGGGGACCCUAGUUAUAUUUUAUUGCUGACACGUUUCUUGGAGUACUACUUGUGUCGAAAGAUCUGUAUGUUUUUCAUAGAGAUUCUUUUUCCUGAAGGCGAAGGUUCGAUCAUUUCUUCAUUGAGGAUCUUUCUUGAAUCUUGAUACUACUCUCUUGAUAUAUCUACGUUAUGGGAGGGGGAGAUGUUACUAUUUCCAUGCUUGUUUUCUUAAGACUUGUUGUAUGAGUGUGGAAACAAUCUUGGAAAUAGUGUAUUCUUGCAUUGUCUUU